Doryrhamphus excisus (bluestripe pipefish) is the source of this 2654-nucleotide messenger RNA. Lineage: Eukaryota; Metazoa; Chordata; Actinopteri; Syngnathiformes; Syngnathidae. The record is from RefSeq and is a predicted model, not a curated record.
AGAGCCAAUCAUACGACCGUAUACUCAAUUCACUGCGGAUUCGACCAAUCAAGGCGCACGUCACGAACGGGUCAUCACUUCAACUUCCUAGCGGGAAGCGGAAGAACAAGGAGCUGCAUGGAAUAACGCCGACUCAAUGGUAAACAACCACCUUAACAAGUAUAUGCAGUAAAAGAAGAUGAGACUCUCCCGAGCUGAAUACAAGGAGAUAGUGAGAUGGACAGAGCAACUGAGACCAACACGCCAGUGUAUGAAGAUGCUCAAGGAAAGAUUUUCAAAUCACUCGCAGUCCACUCUUCUGAGCAUCUUCUCCCUGGAGUACCAGAAACGGACCAAGAGGACAAUCUCAAGGCACCAUGCACCUGAUGUCAUUGAAAGCCACUACGAAAGGUAUCUGAGCGAGGCCAAGGCACAUCCCUCUGCUCCCGUCUUGCUGGAGCUGGCCAAUGAGGUGGAUUUGUCUCCUGCGCUGAUGGCUCGCAUCAUCCUAGACAGGUUCCUUCAGCAUCUGGAGGGUGGAAUGCCAUCAAAAACAGUCCUCAACAGCAUGCUCAAGGAGCCAUCACUAAUCCCGGACCAAACUUUGGCCAAGAAUGUGUACCAGUGCACAGUAAAUGACUGCUGUUAUGGACCACUGGUAGACUGCAUCAAACAUGCUAUCGGCCAUGAGCACGAAGUCCUGCUUCGUGACAAACUGAAGGAGAAGAAUCUGUCUUUUCUCGAUGAAAACCAACUGAGAGCUAGAGGCUAUGACAAAACACCAGACAUCAUCCUGGAGGUUCCAGUUGCUGUGGAGGGACACAUCAUCCACUGGAUUGAGAGCAAAGCCUCAUUCGGAGACGACCACAGUCACCGCACUUACCUCAACGAACAGUUCUGGAGCUACUGGAACAGGGGACGUCCCGCCUCUGUUACUGCUCCCGUACUACUCAGAAGAUGGAAAAUUGAAGGGACUGAGCCUGGGCCGUACACAAAAAUUCGGACCUGGCCUCGUCAUCUACUGGUACGGUUUUAUAGGAGAGCUGGACUGCCAGAGAGACAGAGGCAUCCUUCUCAAAGACUGCUUUCCUACGGACAUCGUCACCCUUGGUUAUGCUGCCCAACAGGACUGAAGCCGGACUAAAAGGGUGGGUGUAGACUUCGGAAGGAAUGAGAGUGGCGGAUGGCGAGGCAGGAAGGGAAGGAACAGUAACACCGGACCGCCGGAAUCCGGAAGUAAUUUAGCUUUCCUGCGUGGAGAUGACUUGCUGCCCUGAACUCCAACUGACCCUAGUCUUUUCUACCUUUCUCACCCCUUUGCUCAACUGUACAAGACCCAUGGAGGGUUUCUUGGUUCUCCCGGUUUCCGGUUGGCCCCUCUGAAAUGGACACCAAGGGUAACCUCGAGGACCAGUGCUGGACACAAGGUCCUUCCUUAUCACACCCAGAGUCCUGGCCUUUGUCACUCCUUCCUCUUCCGUUCUGUAAGCAGAUAAGUGAGGUGCGGUUCAUGGGGGUGGCUGGGAGGACGCCUGGCUUUCUCUCACCUGCGUCACUCAGUGCUCUCUCAGUCACUCUCCAAACGGAUAAACAACAAAUGAUGGCUGAUUAAGACCGUGGCCUCAUUGUGACCUCUUUCCUCCCAAACUAUUAAUUUUGUUGCAAGAUUUCUAUUAAUUCAUCUUCAUAUUGGCUGAUUAAUUGAGGGGGCAUUAUUUGGCCAUGCACUUCUAUGUUCUGCUUUUUAGUGCGUCUUCAGAAAUUAGCAAGCUUAUUAAAACGUCAUUAUUUCAAUCAUUGCUGAUUGACUUCAAAACUGCUGAAACCAUUCAAUGAAACUCAUAUUUUAACCAGUGAGCAUUUAUAACUUGAUAUUUGCAGAUGUAGAUCCCAAAUGAUCAAAUAUUUUUAAAUAGAUAAAGUCUGGGUAGAAGUGGCACGGCGGUCGAGUGGUUAGCGCACAGACCUCACAGCUAGGAGACCUGGGUUCGGUCCCGCCCUCUGCCAUCUCUGUGUGGAGUUUGCAUGUUCUCCUCAUGCAUGCGUGGGUUUUCUCUCCGGGUUUUUUUCCUCCCACAUUCCAAAAACAUGCUAGGUUAAUUGGCCACUCCAAAUUGUCCAUAGGUAUGAAUGUGAGUGUGAAUGGUUGUUUGUCUAUAUGUGCCCUGUGAUUGGCUGGCGACCAGUCCAGGGUGUACCCCGCCUCUCGCCCGAAGACAGCUGGGAUAGGAUCCAGCACCCCUGCGACCCUCGUGAGGAUAAGCGGUAGAAAGUGAAUGAAUGAAGUCUGGGUAGAUUGAUAGUCAUCACGUUAUGGUAAUCUGUAAAGGUUCAAUCAAGGCAGCUCUUUGGUGAAGUUACGAUAUCGUUCCUAGAUGAUGAUAUUGUAGACUAUGAAAUCUGGUUUGUCAUUUGAAACUAAAUUGUACAGUCAAAAGUUUUGUGUUAUCAAUAAAAACUCUGAAGUGUCCAAUGCAUAUGUGUAACGUAAAAGUUGUAAAAGUGACUGUUGGACAAAACAUAUCUUUACAACCCCCAAAUUCUUUUAGAGUGGACUCUAAUGGAAGAAACAUUACUGGACUCCUGUAAAAGCAAAAGCAAAAAAAAUGUGACCAUAAAGUUGACUGAUGCUUUUAGAGGAAGAUAUGCAUUGCCUAUAGGGUUGCAGUCCAUGG